Pseudo-nitzschia multistriata is the source of this 899-nucleotide messenger RNA. NCBI's taxonomy places the organism in Eukaryota, Bacillariophyta, Bacillariophyceae, Bacillariales, Bacillariaceae. The record is from the annotation of a GenBank genome assembly.
CUACGCAUUGAAUUGUACGGUAGACUAGGAAGACAUCAACCAACUGAACAUCAUAGCUCCUAACCUCGUGGUUUGAAUAGCAUACUCGAGCUAGAGUAAUAAUAUAUCAUGAGAGCAACACUUUUAAGCCGAACGAGAGGCGUCGUCGCUCAGACGCAACGGUAAGUCGAGCCGUGUGCGAGUAGAUUGGAAUCCAAAUUGUCGAUUGCGCACGCUGGGCAAACAUCGAUCGCCCGUGUUCCGCUGUUAUUGCCACUGCUAUUGCCUUCACUUCGUUUCGAUCGUUCUGCGUCGCUAGCAAUGAAGUUCGAUCUCUCGUGCUUUUGCUUCCUACCGAAUACCAAUAAUAUUGAACAAACAAUGGCUGCCUUCUCGAUUUGAAACUAAACGCGCGGUGCCUGCUUGAUUGUCCUUUGUCUUGUUUGUGUGUUGCGAACAUAGACGGGGAAUGGCCGGUGGACCGAUCCCCGCACGCUAUAAGGUGACUAAGAACAAGUUCGUCGAGGAAUGGAACGGUCGCCGAGAAAUCACUGAGAAGAUAUGGGAAUGCGACCAAAAGAUGGCCGCCAACCUCUUCCUUUACGUCGUCGCCAUCCCCUUUGGAUUCUACAGCAUCACUAGGGGGGAAUUCCAGUCAAAGGGCGAUCGACGAUACAAAGAUUGCGUUUAAACCGCAUCAACAUGGAAGGAAAACAAGCUGGUAUGAGCCCUGUCUGAUUGGUCUGUCAGGGUCUAUUUUAAAAGGAAAGCUAGGAGAGAAAACAUUAGCCUGGUGUCCCUUUUCAAAACGUACCAAAAACAUUUUCGAGUAGUAAAUAAGAAAAUCAAACACUUGCAAUGGUGGAGCUCCGCCAACUUCUUGAUUGUAGCUAGAAUGAAAAUAACUUUCUAGCAUAGCU